Paramecium sonneborni is the source of this 2017-nucleotide messenger RNA. The record is from the annotation of a GenBank genome assembly. Lineage: Eukaryota; Ciliophora; Oligohymenophorea; Peniculida; Parameciidae.
AUGGGAUAAUCCGAAUCAUUGCAAACAAACUCAAAUUAUUCUUUAUUCUUUAAAACAUUCUCAAGCCAAUUCAAACCAAUUGAAUCAAAAAAUGAAAUUUAAAGUGGAUAAAUCUAUGUCAAUGAGGCAAAUCAAGAAAUGGUUAUUGAAAUCCCAUAUAGAAUUUUCAAUCAUGAAUCCGAUGAACCUUGGUAAAAAUCAUAGAUUAUGAUUAAAAAAAUUUAAGCUCCAUACAUUAUAGAUUAUUUUGGAAGUAUUGAAAAGUAAACUUCUGAAAUAUGUUCAACCUCCUCAAUUAUUUUAAGUUAUUUUGAAUACAUACCUCAUAAUUUAGAAAAGUAUUUGAUUUUAUUAAAUUAGAGAAAUAUUAUAGAGAAAGUAACAUUAAGAAGCAUUUUCUGAAAAAGAAAUUUGGUAUUUUUUAUGGUCAAUUUCCUAAGCUCUAUAUGAUUUAAAGUAAAAAGGAUACUAUCAUAAAGAUUUAAGACCAGCUACAAUUGCUUUAAAAUCAAAUGGAUAAAUAAAGUUAUGUCCUAUAGGUAUUUUACUUGAUUAAGACAAUUCAAUCAAUAAAUAUAUCGAUAAUAAAUUAGAAUCAUCCAUCCCUCCUACUCUUAAAAAACAAUUAUCACAAAAUUAGCAGCCAAAAAUCUAAUGGAAUUUAAUUGAUGCUUAUGCUUUAGGCCAAACUAUGCUAGAUUUGAUGAUACUAAAUUUGAAUAAUAAUAUUGAUGAAUAACAAAUUAUAGAAUUGUAAAAUUAAUGCUAUAAUCAUUAUUCAAUAUAACUUAUUCGAAUUAUGGAGUUACUUAUGUCAGAAUCAGAAAAUUAAUUAAUUAUAGAUGAUGUUUAUUAUAUCCUAAAGCCAUAUAAUAAUAAAAUUAUCAACUUUUAAGAUUUUAAGAUAUUAUAUGAAGAAGUAAAACAACAAUCACUUCAUUUGAAUAAUACUUUGAAAUGUAAAUCAGUAAUUGAAAGUUUUCCACAUAGAUAUACUCAUCUAACUAAAUCAUCAUAACAUUAAAGAGCAUAGUCAGAAAUUAUUUAUGAAACUCAAUAAUACUAAUAAUAAUCAAUCAAGGUAGAAACUUAAUAAUUAAAAUAAUAAAUUUAACCAAAAUUAUUCAAUAAUUUGGAAUCAGAAAGAUCUUAAUCUAGAAUUAAUCACUAAAAUAAUGAUACAGUUUCAUAUAAAAUAGCAAGAUAAGAUAUUUUCCCCUAAGAAAAAGAACCUUAAUUUAGAGUUUAAGAUAUAUGUGUUAAUCAAUAAUAAUUAUCAAUACCUAAUUAAUAACCUAAAUUACUUUAAAAAAUACUAUUAUAAUCAUAAUUAGUACCAUCAACUUAAUAACCAUAAUAACAUAUCCCAUCACAUUUCCCAUAAACAUCUCCUAUAAUCUAUGGAUCGUAAUCUCAUAAUUAGGCAUCACCUUAAAUUUAAAGCAGUUCUAAUGUUAUUGUAGGUCCAUCCCCUACUAUUCUAGAUUAACCCAUUGAUCCUUCAUUAUUGUAAAAAACAUCCAUAAUGCCAAUAAGCUCUAAAUUUAUCUAACCAUCGGUAGUAAUACCGAAAGCAGAAAUUUAAUAUGGAAGUUUACCUUAAAUUAAUCCUAAUUAAAUUAUAAAUAGAACAGCCAAAACAAUAAACCCUUCCAAUCAUGUAAACCCAACAGAAUAUACUAUUGAUACCUAAAACUAAUAAUAUCAUUUUUAAAUUCCCCUUUAAAAUGUACCUUAUUAGGCAAGUAAUUACAAUUUUAAUCUACCAAAUUAACAAAUAAAUUCAAUUCCUUAAACCUAGACUCAAAAUUAAAACUUCACUACACCAAUUUAACCCCACAAAAUAACAAAUUUACCAUUAAAGUCUUCUAAUUUGAUGUAUUCUUAAACUCAGUAACCAAAUCAAACUAAAUAAGCCCCAAUAGAUAAUUUUAAACAAUAAUACAACAAUUUUGAUAGAAUUUAAAAUGUACUUAGAGACUCUGAGGAUCUAUUGUAAUAAAUUAAUAAAUAAUGA